Diaporthe citri is the source of this 1638-nucleotide messenger RNA. RefSeq lists its product as uncharacterized. Gene Ontology annotation, molecular function: carotenoid dioxygenase activity. The transcript has a single exon. The coding region runs from base 1 to 1638 and encodes 545 amino acids. Lineage: Eukaryota; Fungi; Ascomycota; Sordariomycetes; Diaporthales; Diaporthaceae. The record is from RefSeq and is a predicted model, not a curated record. Gene Ontology annotation, biological process: carotene catabolic process.
AUGGCAGGACACGCAUUCGAGAACUGCCCUCCGGCCUAUGUCGACGGCAUCAAAACCGGUGAUCGCACCGAGUUCCCCGGGACGCCAGCCUUCACCAAUGGAGUUGCCCCGUCCCGCUUUCAGGGUGACAUCGAAGAGCUCGAGGUGUUUGGGAAUAUGCCCAAGUCCAUCCACGGAACAUACUACAGCAUGGGCGUGGACAAGAGAUUCCCUCCGAUCCACGAAGAUGACAUCUUGUUCAACGGUGACGGGAUUGUAGGGGCGUAUUAUAUCGCCGAUGGCCAUGUCGACUGGAAGCGACGCUACGUCAAGAACGACCGUUACAACGCCGAGUCCACGGCCCGCAGGAGCUUGUUUGGCAGGUAUCGCAAUCCGUACACCGACGACGCGUCAGUCAAGGGGCUGAUCCGCACGACCUCCAACACCAACAUUGUCUUUUGGCGGGGCGUCAUGCUUGCUUGCAAGGAAGACGGGCCGCCCUACGCGCUUGAUCCGGAAACACUCGAGACCAUUGGGCGAUACGACUUUGAUGGCCAGGUAGUAUCGCCGACCUUUACGGCCCACCCCAAGAUCGACCCGGAGACGGGGAACAUGUUGUGCUUUGGCUACGAGGCCGGCGGUAACGGCAACGACUGCUCGAAGGAGAUUGUCUUUUACGAGAUUGGGCCCGACGGCAAGAAGCUCACUGAGGUCUGGUUCGAGGCCCCGUUCUGCGGGUACAUACACGACUUCGGCUUCACAACGAACCACAUCAUCCUGCCCAUGACGCCGCUGAAGGCGGACCUGCAGCGCCUGCAGAAGAGCAAGGUCCACUGGGCCUGGGACCCCAACGAGGACCACUUCUUCGGCGUGGCGCCGCGGAGGAGCCCCAAGAGGGAGGACAUGGUCUGGCUCCGCUCCGACAACUGCUUCCAGGGCCACGUCGCUGGUGCGUACGAGAGCGAGGGCGGAGACCUGGUCUUUGACCUGUCCAUGGCCGACGGUAACGUGUUCUUCUGGUUCCCGGAGGACGGGAAACCACCGGUGCCGCCGGGGCCGGGCUCCCCGCUCAAGUCACCAAUGACACGGUACACCUUCCCAGUCGCGAAGGAUGGCCGGCUGGUCUCGCCCGAGAAGAGGAUCAAGCCGGCCCAGUCGUGCCAGACGUCGGUCGAGUUCUCGCGCAUCGACGACCGCUUCCAGGGCAAGGAGUACACGCAAUUCUGGGCCCUCGGCAUGGACGGCAGCCGGCCGUACGACAUUGCCCGGUGCGGCCCGCCCGCGGGGGGUCUGUUCAACCUCCUAGUGCACCACAACUGGGCCACCGGCGCCGAGGAGGUGUGGUGGCCCGGCCCGACGACGACGCUGCAGGAGCCGUGCUUCGUGCCGCGCGACGUGGACGGGUCGCCCGAGGGCGACGGGCACAUCGUCGUGGUCCUGAACCGCCUCGACCGGGGCAUCAACGAGCUGGCCGUCCUGGACGCGCAGAAGGUUGCCGACGGGCCUGUCGCGCUGGUUCGGCUGCCGCUCAGGCCGAGGCUGGCGUUCCAUGGUAACUUUGUGGACCACAGGGACAUCGAGCGGUUUGAGCUGGAGAAGGAGAGGCUGAAGGUGAAGGGGCCACCUGCUCCAUUGCCUUGGCAGCAGAAGGGGUUGUGA